CGCCGAAUAAAUGAAGUUCAAGUUAACUUGUCCCUGUAAGACGCAGGCGCGGGAACUUUUGAUUUCAAAGAAGAAAGUUCAAGAAUAUUGAGAUGGGAGAUUGGAUCCACUGCAAUAACUGUUUUCUAAGACCCGGGACUGCACCCAUUCAGUUUAGACUGACCACAUGUGGUCAUAUAUUCUGUGACAGCUGUGUAAACAAUGCAACAAAGCCAAAAUGCCAGAUGUGUGGAUCAACCAAUGUUAAUGUCAUUCUUCUCUCAGCUAAGAUGGGUCCUGAUGUACAGAUCUUUUUCACCAAUAUUGUGGAACUUAUUAAGAGAAAUACACAGCAGACAAUACAGGUCAUGGAAUUUCAAAAUAGUCACAGAAGAAGAUACCUGUCACAUCUAGCUACACAGUUGAAUAAGCAGAAAGAAUUUAUGGAAAAGGCUCAGAAGUUGUACAAGUACAACCAAGAACUUGAAAAAGAACUUAAAAUCUCUAAGGAAGAAAUUGCUUACCUGAAAAGAACUCUGAAAGAGCAGAAUUUACAGCAGCAGAACUGUGUAGAGAUGAACUCAAAUGUAAAUUCCCCACAGACAUCAAUAGGUAGUUCAGCAGUUAUAGGUCCCAAUUAUGUAAAUCCUAAAUAUGGAAUGAGGACUACCCCACCAUAUCUUGAACGGCAAAAGCGCAAUACCCCACCAUGUGGAGCCAUGGUUUAUCUAAGUAAAGUACCACCUAAUCAAGAUUUGAAGAGGAUGUCACCAAGAGACUCACCCAAAGUUCAAGACUGCUUUGAGAGUUACACACAGGGUGGUGCUAAACAAAUUCAAGGAGCAAGUCGGAUUUCUCCUUCAUUGGAUUCUAGAGAGGUCUAUAGUACUCCACCAUCUCAAAACAGAAGUGCAACAGAAUCACAUAGAAGUUUUGGCCAAGUGAAAGUGGGACCUGUGAGACAUUCACCUAUGGACCACUUUGAAAAUUCAGGACAUCCCAGGAGUCUAACACAGACUUCACCUUAUGAUGUUCAAGAUAAACUGUGUACACCUCCAGCUCAAUGGAAAACACACAAAUCAAUACCCCAUCCUCUCCCAAUAUGAGAUAGCGAUAAAGGAAAUAAAGAAAGUGGCCAGUUUAUUUCUUCAUGGUCCAAGAGUAUGCUGUUUUCAAAUGUAUUCUUUGAAUGUUAAAUUAAACACCAAAAUCAU
Ostrea edulis (European flat oyster) is the source of this 1193-nucleotide messenger RNA. Its product is annotated as zip homologous protein 2-like. The transcript is spliced from 19 exons. Gene Ontology annotation, cellular component: synaptonemal complex. Gene Ontology annotation, molecular function: SUMO transferase activity. The record is from RefSeq and is a predicted model, not a curated record. NCBI's taxonomy places the organism in Eukaryota, Metazoa, Mollusca, Bivalvia, Ostreida, Ostreidae. Gene Ontology annotation, biological process: reciprocal meiotic recombination; protein sumoylation; homologous chromosome pairing at meiosis. Bases 93 to 1085 code for a protein of 330 amino acids.